AUGGAACGAUUGGUGUAUCCUGAGCACACGCCAGAUCUGGUCGAAGAACGGUCGGAAGAUAACUGGAUCGAUAUCGACGUGAUUGGCCGUCAAAACCAGGAAGAUAACUUCGUGGCUGUGAUGGUUGAAGCACAGAAGCGUGCCUCAGCACGCAAGAUCGAAGAAGCCGAACACAAUGCUGCUGAGAUGACCAAACAAUUGGAGAACAUGCUCAAAGGUGCCUGUGAGGAAAGAGAUGAUGCAAAGGAGUUGUGUGGAAAACUUAAGGAUGCCGCUUUCGAAGAGCGUCGACUCCUCGCAGACCAACUCAGCAUCGCCAGAGCGGAAUACGAAACAGUCAGAAAUGAAGCACAAGAUCUCGUACAUCGUCUUCAAGCCGAGAUGGACGCACAGCGUCUGCGACAUACAGAGGCAAUUGCAAAUGCCAAAUUGGAGUAUCAUGAAUCUCUGGCAUCUGCAAACCGCUAUUAUGAAGAACUCCAGAUCAUCCGAGGGCAAGAACAAGAAGCCCACCAACAACAACUCGACACCGCUAGCUCAGACUGGGAGGCGCGCACAAAGGAGACACAACAACAUUGCGAGAACAUCAAAGCCGAGAUGGACACAGAACGUCUGCGCCACACUGAAACAAUCGCCGAUGCCAAAUCUCUGGAAUCCGCAGGACGCGAGUGUGAAGAACUUCGGGUUUCCUAUGCGCAAGAGAGAGAAGAGCUGCGGGUAUCCCACGAUCUAGAGAAAGCAGCACAUAAGUACCACGUCGAAACCAUCAACUCCGAAUGGAGAGCGCUCACCAGAGAUGCACAACAAUGUUGCGAGAACCUCAGGGCUGAGAUGGAUGAAGAACGUAAGAAGCAUGUAAGGGUAUGCGAAGACACCAGACUGGUCCACGAAACAUACAUGAGCUGCACAGUACGCCAACACGAACAGGAAAAGGCGGUGAUACUCGAACAGCUGAAACAUAGCUCGGAAAUAGUCGAAACUCUGGAAGUCAAGAUCCAGAACCAUUGCCAGGCGAUUGAAGAACUCAAGGAAGAGCUAAUUACCCAGGUCAAUGCCGCAACGCAGCGCAAUGCUGAUAUCCAGUCACUUACGAGUGAACUUGCUUCUGUCCAAAGAGCACAUGACGACAUAUUCUUGUUGUGGAAAGAUCAGAUCAGAAAGACUGAAGUUGAAGCCAAACGAGUGAGGCGACUGACCAGCGAACUCGAUUUCGCUGCAAGCGAUAAGAUAAUGCUUGAGAAAAAGGGUUCUUCAGUGGAAGACGAGUUUGAACGGGCACAUGCAUACCACUCGGACCCGGCAAACGUCAGAUUACCCGAUGACGAGAUCGAGGAGGAACUAGCGGACAAGACCCAAUCUCUCUGCGAAGAUUGUGUUCGCCUCAAGUGGGAGAAUACAGAGCAUAGUAUGAUCAUUGACGGCCUUGAAGUUGAGCUCAUGGCAGCCCGGACCGAGACCUGGGAGACUCGACAAGAGCAUAUGGUAGAGAUUGGUCGUCUGACCAACCCCUCUGAACACCCUCUCGUUGUCCGCGUCGUCGCUUACGCUAGUGACCUACGCCAUGGAUGGCGUGAAGUCGCUUUGAUCAAGAUGAAUCCAGACACGUCAUUCCAGAGUGUCCUGAAGAGUCUCCGCCAAAGCCAUCCACGAAAGGUUUUGCAGGUUGAGGCUACUGGCAGGUUUGUCUUUGACUCAGACACGCCGACUCAACUGGGCCUCAAAGGUGGAGAAACCUUGCUUUUCUUCCAGGAGGGAGACGAGCCGAAAGUUAUGCUAGAUGCGACGAUGGCCGUGAUGAGUGAUUGGAGGGGCAAUAACGCCACCAUUUGA
Molecule: messenger RNA, 1830 nt
Organism: Aureobasidium pullulans EXF-150
Lineage: Eukaryota; Fungi; Ascomycota; Dothideomycetes; Dothideales; Saccotheciaceae
Exons: 3
Coding region: 1-1830 (609 amino acids)
Source: RefSeq, a predicted model, not a curated record